GUUAUAUUUCAGUUUCAUAAAAAGCUGUGGAAAUAAAUUUAUUUCAACGGUUAUGUGGAAUUUUAAUUAAUUUAUUUAUUUAUUUAUUUUUUGAAACUGCAAAAUAGUUAAUGGAUCCAUUUUAUCUCUUUCUUUUCUAUUUCGUGUACCAAACAAUCUCUCAAAUUACAGUAUCCACGUCAUCCAGUAUCAAGUUGGGAAAAAACCUUGGAAAAAUAACAAUUUUGUGGGGACCAUAAAUAAUCACGCAUGAGAACUUGUCCCAGUGCCACGUGUACUUGGGUUUAUCUAAUAUGAAUCCAUCUUCCAGAGCUACAAAUGUCGAACUCAAAGUUUAAAGCUCUAAGGAUUUGCAUCUUCCGCUUAAUACUUGUACCUUUUUUGGAGAUUCAGCCAUUUCAGACGUGAAAAAAGGACCUCUCUCUUUCUCUGAUGAUCUGGAUCUUAAUCGGCGACGGUUCUCCCUCCACAAACAGAAAUAGUAAAUUCAUCGGAGAAAAUGCAUUCCCAUCACUUGCAACUCGAGGAACCUAUCCGAAUGGCUUCAAUUCUCGAGCCUUCUAAACCUAGCUUCUUUCCCGCCAUGACGAAGAUCGUCGGAACCCUGGGCCCGAAAUCGCGAUCCGUUGAAAUCAUUUCGAGCUGCCUUCAAGCUGGGAUGUCAGUUGCAAGGUUUGAUUUCUCAUGGGGUGACACGGAAUUUCAUCAAGAGACACUGGAAAAUCUUAAGCUGGCUAUCAGGAGCACAAAAAAGCUAUGUGCUGUGAUGUUGGACACUGUGGGUCCAGAGUUGCAAGUUGUGAACAAAACUGAGCAUCCUAUUUCUCUGGAAGCAGAAACCUUGGUCAUUCUCACACCCAAUCAAGAAAAAGAAGCCACUUCCAAUCUUUUACCAAUAAACUUUAGUGGGCUUUCAGAGGCAGUGAAGACUGGUGAUACAAUAUUUAUAGGUCAAUAUUUGUUCACAGGAAGUGAAACAACUUCAGUAUGGUUGGAGGUAAAUGAGGUGAAAGGAGAAGAUGUUGUUUGUUUGAUAAAGAAUUCUGCUACUCUAUCUGGUUCGUUAUUCACCUUGCAUGUAUCCCAAAUACGUAUUGAGUUGCCAACUCUCACUGAUAAAGAUAAGGAGGUUAUUAGCACAUGGGGAGUGCGUAACAAGAUAGACUUCCUUUCUUUGUCAUAUACCCGUCAUGCAGAAGACAUUCGACAUGCUCGUGACUACCUCUCGAAAUUAGGCGAUCUGAGUCAAACUCUGAUUUUUGCAAAGAUUGAAAAUUUUGAGGGCCUUACCCAUUUUGAUGAGAUCCUACAAGAAGCAGAUGGUAUAAUCCUUUCUCGAGGAAACCUUGGCAUAGAUCUACCUCCAGAGAAGGUGUUUUUGUUUCAAAAGGCAGCUGUUUACAAGUGUAACAUGGCUGGAAAGCCAGCAGUGAUUACGCGUGUUGUGGACAGCAUGACCGACAACUUAAGACCCACUCGAGCAGAGGCAACUGAUGUUGCCAAUGCCGUAUUGGAUGGAAGUGAUGCAAUUAUUCUAGGUGCUGAGACUUUGCGAGGAUUAUACCCGGUUGAUACUAUCUCCAUUGUUGGUAAAAUUUGUGCAGAGUCAGAGAAGGUAUUCAAUCAAGAUUUAUACUUCAAGACAACUGUUAAAUAUGUUGGAGAACCCAUGUCCCACUUGGAAUCCAUUGCUUCCUCUGCGGUGCGCGCUGCCAUCAAGGUCAAGGCUUCUGUUAUCAUCUGUUUCACAUCAUCAGGAAGAACUGCAAGAUUGAUAGCAAAAUAUAGACCAACAAUGCCUGUCAUAUCGGUUGUCAUUCCUCGGCUCAAAACAAAUCAACUACGAUGGACAUUUACUGGCGCUUUUGAGGCAAGACAAACUCUUAUUGUUAGAGGUCUCUUUCCAAUACUUGCAGAUCCUCGACAUCCGGCCGAGUCAACAAGUGCAACAAAUGAGUCAAUCUUAAACAUCUCAUUGGAUCAUGGAAAAGCCAUUGGUCUCAUCAAGUCACAUGAUCGUGUUGUCAUUUGCCAAAAGGUUGGUGAUGAUUCUGUCGUCAAAAUCAUCGAGCUUCAAGAGUAAAUCAUAUUUCUGAUUCGGCUAAUCAACAAUUUGACAUGUCUGUACAAUAAAUACACAUAUUCUGCAACUAGCCAGAAAGAAAAACAACCAGAUUAUGUUAUUCCAUUUGAAGUAUUCAUCACCCAGAAUGAUUCAACAAAACUACCUAAUAAUCUUCAUGUAUCCCUUUUUCCCCAAAUGAUACCAACAAACGAGACUUGUAACAUAACAUAACAAAAACAUCAAAAACAGAUCAACCAACAACAAAACGCUACAAAACAAACAUCAAAUAAUGCUGUCUAAUUUCUAAAAUCUACCCAUGUUUUGCUUGAAAAUCCUUCAUGAAAGCAACCAAUUUCUCAACACCAGCAAAAGGCAUUGCAUUAUAAAUCGAAGCCCUCAUUCCACCAACCGAUCUAUGCCCCUUUAAUUGAACCAUAUUCUCUUUAGCAGCUUCCUUCACAAACUCACCUUCCAAUUCCGAUUUCUCAAGUGUAAACGGCACAUUCAUCAACGACCUCACAGAUUUCUCAACCGGACACCUGUAAAACCCUUUGCUCUCAUCAAUCGCAUCGUAGAGAAUCUGCGCCUUCUUCAUGUUAUUCUUUUCAACCUCCACCAAACCACCCUGCGCCAACAGAUCUUCAAACACCAAUCCACACAUGUAAAUCCCGUAACAAGGUGGUGUGUUGUAUAACGAAUUGUUGUCGGCGUGGAUCUUGUAAUCCAACAUCACCGGUGUAAUCUCUUGAGCGUUUCCGAUCAAAUCCUUCCUUAUGAUCACUAUCGUGACACCAGAUGGACCGACGUUCUUCUGAGCUCCGGCGUAAAUGAUCCCGAAUUUGGAAACAUCCACCGGCUUUGAACAGAAGUUGGAGGACAUAUCAGCGAUUAGAAGCGCGUCUUUGUUUUUAGGUGUCGGGUAGUCUUUGAACUCUACGCCGUGAAUAGUUUCAUUCGCGCAUAUAUGCAAAUACCUGGCGUUCGGGUUCUGAUCCAACUCAUCGAACGACGGAAUCGCGGUGUAUUUCUCCGAUUUACCGGACCAGAUCACCUUAGGCUUACAGUAUUUUGUUGCUUCCUUGAAUGCCUUGUCACCCCACGACCCGGUCACAAUGUAAUCAACGGGAUCUUCGGGUUUACAGAUGUUGAGAGGGAUGCUGGCGAAUUGGGUGGUGGCGCCGCCUUGGAGGAAGAGAACGGCGUAAUCUUCGGAGAUAUCGAGUAACUUUCUCAGAUCUGACUCUGCUUUUUGGAUGAUUGAGAGGAAUUCCUUCCCUCUGUGACUCAUCUCCAUAACACUCAUUCCAGCUCCCCGCCAAUUGUAGAGCUCCGAUUCGGCUUUCCGGAGAACAUUUUCGGGCAGCGUGGCGGGUCCAGCAGCGAAAUUAAAAACCCGAUCUUGAGCGGAGGCCGAAGAUGGUGGUGCAGCGACGGUGGCGGAGUAUGAACAUGUGAUUGAGAUGGGCUUGUUGGUGGCGCGUUUGAUCGGGAAGGCAUGGGUGGAAGGGGUGGUGGUGGUUGAGGUUUUUAAGAUGCUAGGGUUUUUCAAGAGGAGGGUGUGAGGGGUAUUGGCUGACAUUGCCAUGGCUGCCUUGAAAUUAGAAGGUUGGAUGCAGAUUUUGAGGGCGUGUAUGUAUGUGUAUAUAUAGGACAAAAUAUAAAAAUAAUAAUUAAUAUAUGUUUAUAUGUUUAUAAAAUCAAUUACUAUAUAUUUAAAAACAAACAUUUUAAGAUAAUCGCAUAAAUGUAUCGCAUUAUCUUUAAUCACAAAAAUGACCAAAUGAUUGUUCAUAAUUAUAGAAAAUGACUAUGAUUCACUGUGAAUCAUUCACAUAAUCUGAAAUUAGUUUUUUAGGACCUAGAUCCUAUUGAUUCGACCCAUUUAGUUGUCGAUCUAUUAAAAAAAAAAUCCAAAAUAUACACUACAUCCCUUAACGGCAUUCCAUACCCUCUCUAAGAUUUGGAAAGUUAAUAUAUCUCACCAUUAUUAGACUCUGAUAUUUCUUAUGGUGUUCAGGUUCUUAGUCUAUAUAUGGCUAUAUGCACAAACUUAGAAAAUCUCAUUUAAAAAUUACUUUGAGACUAUUAAGAUAUUUGAAAAGCAAUCCAUGAAAUUGGGUUGCUUUGUCUAAAUCUAAUGGGUUUGAGUUAAAAGGUUUUAUAGAUGCAAAUUGUGCUAAGUGUUUAUCCAUAAGGAGGUCUGAAAUUAUUUAUAUGAUUUAACUUCAUAAUUCACUGGUUCAUGGAAGAGUAAGAAACGAUCUACUGUUUCUAGGUCUUCUACUGAAUCAGGUAUAGAGUUCAUGGUUUCAUUACUUGUGAAAUAAUUUGGAUUUUGAAAAUUAUGUUUGAAUUGGGUAUAAAAGAUCUUACUCAUGUAUUUGUUUUUUUGUGAAAUGAUUCAACAAUUAAAUUGGCUCUUAAUUUGAUUUUUCAUGUAAGUACUAAGCAUUUUAAAAUAGAUCUUCACUUUGUUAGAGAAAAAAUCUAUAAUGAUGUGUUGAAAAUGGUUAAGAUCAGUUCUUUUGAUCAAAAUGUUGACAUUCUUACUAAAUCAUUAUGUUUUACACAACCUAAUUUUUUGUCAAAAUAAAAUAGAGCUUAUUGAUGUUGUUAAAAAGAAAAAAUAAAUAUUUCGAUUGAGGGGGGUGUCGAAAAUACUAGGUAUUUUUUAAUAUUAAAUCUCAUAUAUAUUAAUUAAUUAUUAAGUUUAGGUGUUUUGUGUCCAUAUUACAAUUCCUGGUUUUGUCGCAUUAAUCAAAUAAUUUUUUUUAUAAUGAGUUAUUCCAGGUAUUUUGGGAAUGAUGUGGAUUGCGACUCGCUUCUUUCAAUCUAUAGGUAUGACACGCGGAUCUUAUCCAUGGAUAAUAUCCAAGACCCGGGGUAUAAAUUGGUGAGAUGUGAAGGGUUUCGUCAUAUCCAGAUCAUUUUUGUGCUCCUAAUACUCUCUCUCUCUCUCUCUCUCUC
This is a messenger RNA of Lactuca saligna, 5032 nucleotides long. Lineage: Eukaryota; Viridiplantae; Streptophyta; Magnoliopsida; Asterales; Asteraceae. The record is from the annotation of a GenBank genome assembly.